Molecule: messenger RNA, 2533 nt
Organism: Leptomonas pyrrhocoris
Lineage: Eukaryota; Euglenozoa; Kinetoplastea; Trypanosomatida; Trypanosomatidae
Exons: 1
Coding region: 104-2533 (809 amino acids)
Source: RefSeq, a predicted model, not a curated record
GAGAUCAACUCUGUGUUUUCCGUCGUCAAACGUGCCCGACCUUUUUGUCCUCUCUCCCUCGAGAACUCGUUGCCUUCAUUCGAUCUUGUUUAGCGUACUCAGCAUGAGGUCUAACGGUGUAGUGCACAUCGGCAACGACACCUUCCUGGCCGCCACGAAGGAUGUCACGGAUAGUCUGUUUCUGUUCUCCAGCUCCUUUCCCUCAGAGGAGCAGCUGGCCGCCUUGCCGCUAGCCCGCCACGCGCGCUUCAACCCCCACGCUGCCCUUCCCUGUACCGCUACCGAGUUGGAGCACUACACCGCUGAGGCCACUCGUGAGCGCAGCACCGCGACGGCCGACGUGGCUGAGCGUGCCUUAGUCCUAACAACGAACGAGGAGCUGGCAUCGCCGCUCUUUCGACACUCCCUGCACGCGUCACCAGAUGGGCAUCAAAUCGCCGUGAUCAGCAACGUGCAGCGCCACCAUUACAUCGUCGAUAUUGCGGUUGAGCCGGCCGCGGUGUGCGCACUGAAGAUGCCGGAGAUAGUGCGCAGCGUGUGCUGGCACCCGGUUGCCCCGCACGUCCUGUACGUGCUGUUUGUGACCGGCGACAUGAUGAUCUACGAUACGAGCCGCUCUCGGUUGGGGGUGGUGCUGCCGCGGCAUCGGCGUGUGGCUCUUCGGCCGCUGAUGCAGCGGUGUCUGCUGGAGACCAACGAAGAGGUGUCGAGCAAAGCGGCGAAUGGCGCGCCAUCCCCGUCGUCUGUGACCCCCUCCGUCCCCGCAUCGGCGGCAGCAAAACCAAAGAACGGGAAAACUGGUGAAGACGGCACGUCAACGAGCACCGGCAUCCGUCGUCACAAGUCUACUACAGGUGCUUCUCGUGCGCCGUCUCCCGCGGCCACGUCGCCGCCGUUUGCGUCCCCCAGCGUCUACGCCGCCAGCGCCAAGAGGGCGGCCCUCCCCGUGUACGAGGUGCACAUGACGAGCAGCCCCACCAGCGGCACAGUGCUGACGGCGUCCCACUUAGCGAACUCGCCUCAGCAAGGCGUGGCAGAGCGGCAGGCCUUCGAUGAGGUCAUCCCUAUUGACAAGGAGUCGGACGACGACGUGCCCACCGGCGCGGAAGACAACGCAGUCGCAGCAAAGACAGCAAAUACUACAGCCUCGACGGACGUCGCAGACGCGCAGCGCGGCCGCACCGCGCAGACGGACUUAGUGGAUCUGUACGCGCUGGCCCCCACGCCCAGCAUGCCGGCGAUUCUACUGGUACUGAGCAGCAGCGGCGACGUCUACGCGGUGCACAUCAGUGAAGAGGACGCGCUGCCGGCACUGGCCACUGCGGCCGCCGUCGACGACGGACGUGUGCGGACGCUCGAGGAAGAGCGAAGCCGACUGGCGGCGCUGAAGGGGGAAGAGGAGCGUGCCAUCAGCAUUGAAGUGCAUCACUUGAUCCGCGGCGAGCUGACGGCGAGCUGGGAUGAGGCAUUGGCGAUCCGCGGCUGCCGUAUCGACGCCGACGCCGGCACCCACGCCGUCUUCUUCUGCACAGCCAACGGGGUGGUGAAGGGGGCGUGGGUCAGCGAGCCGGACCUGCUGGCACGGCACCGCGCCGCCUUCGUGCAGUCCACCGGCGCUCCAAAUAUAUCCUUCACGGUGCACCUCGACGGCCGGGACGGUGCGGUGCGGGAGUGCCUCUCGCCUGCCGUGCCCUCCACCACGCACACCGUCUCCAUGACGCAGUCGCGCAACCUCUGUCUCCUGCGAUGCGGAGAGACGGGAGAGGCGUCGUACCUGCUGGCGUUGCCGUGCUGGGACCGUCAGCGAAAGGGCUGGAGCUGCUGGCAGCCGACGUGCGAGGCGGCACGGACCACCGCGGAGGGGUCGCGGGCACUGUCGCUGCUGAGCACGGCCAACGCCGUGCCACCACCCAUCGCGCUGCGCCUCCCCUACGACACCCGCGGCUUCAGUGUGGCGCUGGGGGAGCAGGAGCUGCUCCUAGUGCCGGAGGCGUCAGUGCCGAAGUUGGGCGUCUGCGAGCGGCACCGCAUCUUCAGCGUCGUCCUCCUCUCCCUGCUGCGCUCGGCUCUCUACGCGCGCUGUGGCACUCUGCGUCUGCACCCGACGGUGGGGAAAGCGAAGGAGCCGCUGGAAGAAGAGGCAGUAAGAACAGUGAAGCUCGAUGUCGCGGCGAGUCGCGAGUCGCUUACGAAGCUUGUGAACUUAAUUCCCGUGUGUCAUCGUCGCUGGCUCUGCGCGGCGCCGCAGGCGGAAGUGGACGCGGCCACCGUGGAGCUUGCGGCGCUUGUGGAGCGGCAGGCGCGGGACUUGGAGCAGCGAGAGCGGAUGCAGGGUCAGCGACGUGAGCGCUUGAUGGCCCGCGUCGCAGUUUUGGAAGGUCGCGUGUCCGAGAUGACGCGCACACUCGACAAGUGGCAACAGACGCUGCUCGACGCCAUUGUGCAUCGCAGAGGCGUGGCGGCGGUGCACACGGCAAACGAACGCUUAGGCGAGGUGCACGCGAUGCUGAACGAGCGGGAUCACCAGCAGUGA